AUAAACAGAGAAAGUUAUUAAUAUGCUCCUCAUUCGUCCAGUGGAAGUCAAUCGCUCAUCAUGGACAGCAACAAAGUCGAAAUAUGCGUACAGGAAGGAAAGUUAAUUGGUGUCGUAGACAAAAGUGUUUACGGCGACAACUAUAUCGCCUUUCGAGGAAUACCAUAUGCGAAACCUCCAAUUGGAGAACUCAGAUUCAAAGACCCGGAACCAGCGGAACCAUGGACUGGUAAGAGAGAUGCCUCGAAACACGGAAACAUCUCCGUUCAAAUGAAUAUUUUCACACGCGAAAUGGAAGGCGAUGAAGAUUGUCUCUAUUUAAAUGUGUACACCACAAAAAUCAAACCUUCGAAAAAGCGUGCGGUAAUGGUGUGGAUACACGGCGGUGGUUUCUUUUAUGGUUCCGGUGAUGAACUCAUCUACGGUCCCGAUUACAUUGUACCGAAAGAUGUAGUUUUGGUUACCUUGAAUUAUAGACUAGGU
Messenger RNA from Wasmannia auropunctata (little fire ant), 483 nucleotides. Its product is annotated as esterase B1-like. Lineage: Eukaryota; Metazoa; Arthropoda; Insecta; Hymenoptera; Formicidae. The record is from RefSeq and is a predicted model, not a curated record. The annotation marks the transcript as partial. The transcript has 2 exons.